Molecule: messenger RNA, 933 nt
Organism: Plasmodium malariae
Lineage: Eukaryota; Apicomplexa; Aconoidasida; Haemosporida; Plasmodiidae
Product: conserved Plasmodium protein, unknown function
Exons: 1
Coding region: 1-933 (310 amino acids)
Source: RefSeq, a predicted model, not a curated record
AUGAAUAAAUAUUUACUGUUGAAUUGUAAUAAAUGUAAACAUUUUAAUUGUGUUAAAAGGUUCAAGUGUUUAAUUAAUAAUUCUAUGGAUGAUAAAAACUUAAAAUGGAGAACGACUAACGAGUCCUACUGUGAAUAUAUACUAAGUCCAGAAGAGGAAAAAGACUUAAGAAAAAACCAUUUAUACAUAAUCUCAAGUAAUGCUAUAAAUAUAGACAAAAAUAUAAUACAUGAAAGUAUUAAAAAUUAUAAGGAAAAUAAUAAUAUUUCUGCAUAUUAUAAAAAAUUAAAUUCGAAUUUAAAUAAUCUGAAUAGUAAGAACAGUAUUAUUGUAUAUUAUUAUUUUAAUUUUUUAAACGAUUUUGUUCAAAAAAUUAUGGGAAUUCCCAUUAUAAAUUAUCUUUAUAAUAAUAUAUUUUUGAAAUAUAGAAUAAAUAUUCACACUUUUAUUUCACCAAUAUAUGAAAGAAUAAACAAUGAGGAAUUGUUUUUAAAGUUUCAUUUAAGUAAAAAUGAUGUUCGUGAAAUAAUGUAUUUUUUAUGUAUACAUGUAUGGAUAUAUUGCGCCAAGUUAAAUAUGAUAAAUAAUAACCAUUUGAAAAUUUUAUUAUGGGAAAAGAUAUGGGACUAUUACAGAGCUUUACUUAUAAAGUACAAAAUUUCAGAAUUUUGUUUUAAUACUUACCUGAUUAAUAUGCAAGAAUAUUCUUUAGGUUUUUGUAUUGGACUAGACGAAUGUUUAGGCAAAGAAUUUUAUGCAGGAAAUAUAUGCAACCUUAUCUUUAAUCAUAUUUAUAACGAAAAUGAACAAUUUAAAAAUUCGAAAGAACUAAUAAAUUUAACCAUUUACUGUAUAAGGAUGUACCACUUUAUUUGUCGCUUACCUGAUGAAAAUUUUAUUAAAGCUAAAUUUACAUGGCCUGACAUGAAAUAA